CUAUAAAGGCCUGCAGCGCCUUUGUUCGCCCUCAUUGCGCAGUUGCAGGCGGGUGCGAGCGGAGGUCAUUUACAGAAUCAAAAUGGUUGAAGCAGAUCGUCCCGGGAAACUAUUCAUUGGGGGCCUGAACACAGAAACUAAUGAGAAAGCCCUCGAGGCUGUAUUCGGCAAAUAUGGACGCAUUGUGGAAGUCCUUUUGAUGAAAGACCGUGAAACCAACAAGUCCAGAGGAUUUGCGUUUGUCACGUUUGAGAGUCCAGCAGAUGCAAAAGAUGCAGCCAGAGAUAUGAAUGGAAAGUCAUUAGAUGGGAAAGCAAUUAAAGUGGAACAAGCAACCAAGCCAUCCUUUGAAAGUGGUGGUAGGCGUGGGCCGCCACCCCCUCCACGAAGCAGAGGUCCUCCCAGGGGCCUUAGAGGUGGAAGAGGCGGAAGUGGCGCGAGAGGACCACCUUCAAGAGGGAGUCACUUGGGGUCUUCUCGAGGACCACUUCCCAUGAAGAGAGGUCCACCUCCACGAAGUGGGGGCCCUCCACCAAAAAGAUCUGCACCUUCAGGACCAGUGCGUAGCAGUAGCAUGGGAGGAAGAGCUCCUGUGUCACGUGGAAGAGACAGUUACGGUGGUCCUCCCCGCAGAGAACCGAUGCCAUCGCGAAGAGAUGUCUAUAUGUCUCCAAGAGAUGAUGGCUAUAGCACUAAGGACGGUUACUCGAGCAGAGAUUAUCCCAGUUCCAGGGAUACGCGGGACUACGCGCCACCCCCACGAGACUACGCGUAUCGUGAUUACGGUCAUUCCAGCUCACGUGAUGAAUACCCCUCCAGGGGAUAUAGUCUUUCCUCCUAUAGCGAUCGUGACGGAUACGGUGGAGGGCGUGACAGAGACUACUCAGAUCAUCCAAGCGGUGGCUCCUACAGAGAUUCAUACGAGAGUUAUGGUAACUCACGUAGUGCUCCACCUGCACGAGGGCCCCCGCCAUCUUAUGGUGGAAGCAGUCGCUAUGACGAUUACGGCAGCACACGAGAUGGAUAUGGAAGCCGAGAAAGUUACUCAAGCAGCAGAAGUGAUGUCUACUCAAGUGGCCGUGAUCGUGUCGGAAGACAAGACAGGGGGCUUCCCCCAUCCAUGGAAAGGGGUUAUCCACCUCCUCGGGAUUCUUACAGUAGUUCGAGCCGCGGAGCGCCCAGAGGCGGUGGCCGUGGCGGAAGCAGAUCCGAUAGAGGUGGAGGCAGAAGCAGAUACUAAAAAAACACUCUUAAACUUUUGGACCAAGACAGAUUUACUUCUCAAAAAAAAAAAAAAAAAAAAAGCAAAGUGGAAGCUGUUCUAUCUUUACUACCAGAGGACUACUAAAAGGAAAAGUUGUUUUUACCUUUUUUUAUUGUUGCCUGUUAAGUUUUCCCAUCCAUGACUUUGAUGCUUUUGUGAGGAAAAGUUAAACCAAUGUUUAAUUUCAUUUCAAAAUUGUUAACAUUUCUUUCAAAAAGCAGAUGUUAAAUGUAUAAAACCUGAGCUGUGUACUAGUGUUGUAAUUUUCAAAGUAAAGUUUCCCUGAAAUGCCACACUUCCCAUCUGAUUUUCCUCAUGAAUGGAACAAGCAGAUCGUUAAGAUCUUCCACACAACAUCCAACCAUCUAACAUGGAGAUGGAUUGUUCUACAUGUUCGGCAUCUCAUUCUUAAACAAAAUAUUGCUUGUGAUUUGGAGGGUGGUGGGGAUAUUCCACACAAAGUUCAGUUUUGCCUAGAAUUUGAAGUCACAGUGUUCCCAGUACAAAAUCAAAUGUCUUCUGAUCCUUGUGUUAAAGAAAAGUAGAGGAUUUCAUUCACUUAACCUGAAAAAGCAAGUGGAUAAUACUAUUUUCUGCCUUCCUGCUUAUUAAUGGGGAGUUUGAAAAGAUCUCCCUUCCAAAUUAAUCAUGUACAUGUAAGUCAGCUACAGAAUACUGUUAAAAUAAAAAAAAAAGUUGACCAAUUCCAUCAAAGAAGCUGCAAAACGAUGCUUACUCAUACUGUUUCAAAUUUUUGCAACUCUGUAGUGUUUCACUUUUAAAGGAACAUCUUUGAUUCCAAAGGAGAAAAUAAGAUAAGCAAAGAAGUCUUUCUCUCCAACUUCUCAAAGGCUUAUGGCUUCAUAAAAACAAGUGAAUCUUUCAGCAUUCCACAGCUGAUUUAAAGCAUCAAAUGCCUGUGAAACAGCAAAGAUGGGUGAUAACUUCUGGAAGAUAGCGCUGAAGUAACUCCAGUUCAUCUGUGCUGAUGGGCAGAGAUGGGUGGUGCCUCUACCAAUAUGCAAGUUACGGUGAGGAAGGUGGCAGCGCAGCCGUGGAUGUGCCUUGGAAAAUGGAAGGAUAACAAACUGCAGCUGAUAAAGCUUGGCUUUUGAGUGUGGUGUUACCCCCUCUUUGUUUCAGACUGUUGUGUCUCAAUCCAGGAAUUGUUCUUUGAAAGUAGCACUACUAAUCUCUUGGAUACAAAACAAAAUUCUCAGGUGGAAGUCAGUUACUGUCUGCCGUAGCCACCAUCUUCCAAGAGUCAAGAGUGAGCAUUUUUUUUGAGUGCAUCAGUAGAUUCUGCAGCAGAAAAAUAGUCCAGGAUUGCCCUUUACAGAGGGUGCUUUCUGUUUAUGCUGAAAAAAAAGAGCAAGUUGUAUAAAAGUGAGUUUUAUUCCUCUAAAAUGCGGAGGACUAGAUUGUCACAAAUUCUUCUUCACCAAGAAACCAUGAAAAGUUUUACUAUAUUCUUACAUCAAGAGUUUUAUAACUGUUGAUGCCUUCUGGAAGAGAGGAAGGAAAUGUUGACGUACUGAGACACUAUUAGUGAUAAAUCCCCAGAAUAAUUGGUGUUUCUGUAUGUACUGGCUUGUGGCAAACUUCCAGGCAGCACUGCAUCUCUUGCAACAAGAUGCUUUCUCCAAAACUUUGCCUUGGUUUUGAUGCAUUUUUACCCCACGUAUAUGUUGAUGAGGUCGUGGGUGAGAGAGCACCAGUAUUUCAUGUGGAAAACUUAACUUCUGAUUGACUAAAAACAGUCAUAGCUAAUAAAGUUGAUGCUUACUUCU
Calidris pugnax (ruff) is the source of this 3054-nucleotide messenger RNA. RefSeq names its product RNA binding motif protein, X-linked (gene RBMX). Gene Ontology annotation, cellular component: spliceosomal complex. Gene Ontology annotation, biological process: positive regulation of mRNA splicing, via spliceosome. Lineage: Eukaryota; Metazoa; Chordata; Aves; Charadriiformes; Scolopacidae. The record is from RefSeq and is a predicted model, not a curated record. The transcript is spliced from 11 exons. Gene Ontology annotation, molecular function: RNA binding. Bases 83 to 1240 code for a protein of 385 amino acids.